GUUAACUGUUAACAGUGCAGCAGGACAUCUGAACACACUUAGGAAAAUGACUCUUAGACCUACAAGCAUCCCAGACUACAGCACCACUAUAUCAUAUGGAAACAGUAACAACACCAAUGAGACUCAUUGUCCAGAUCACGAACUAUGGGAGUGGCUCACUGCACACCAACCAGUGUAUAUUCUGCUCAUCGCCGUGCUGGGAAUUAUGCUUAACAUGUUCAUUCUGACUGUCUUCUGCUUCCACAAGAAGGCGUGCACCAUAGCUGAAAUCUAUUUGAGCAACCUGGCUGCUGCUGACCUAGUCCUGGUGUCCUGUUUGCCCUUCUGGGCCGUCAACAUGCUCAAUGAUUUUAAAUGGCCUUUUGGUCAUUUCAUGUGCAAAGUUAUCAAUGUGGGAAUUAACAUGAAUGCCUACUGCAGCAUAUACUUUCUUGUUCUGGUUGGCAUCGAUCGCUAUGUGGCGCUGGUACAUGCGAUGUCACAUGGAAGAAUGCGUAGUCCAAAAUAUGCUAAACUAGGGUGUCUGCUGACAUGGGGUUUUGGCUUGCUUCUGAGUAUACCCGUGUUCAUCUUCAGGGAAGUGAGAUAUUUCCCUGAAUAUGGUACUGUGUGCUAUCUAAACUAUCCAUACCACAACGUACACGUUAUCUGUGAUGGGAUAUUGAUCAUUUUUAGCUUUGUUAUUCCCAUUUCAAUUAUCUCCUUUUGCACUUUUAAUAUUAUUCAGGCUUUGAAAUUGCAAGCAAUUGAGAGGUUCAAUGCUGAAAACACAGAACGAAAGGCCACCAUUUUGGUCCUGGCAGUCCUUGUAGCCUUCCUAAUUUGCUGGGUGCCAUACCAUGUAAUCACCAUAGUGGAUGUGCUUUUACGAAGUGGGAUACUGGAAGGAUGUCACUUUGAACAUGCUGUGGACAUCAGCAUCCAGAUCUUCACUUACUUAGCCUUCUCUAACAGCAUUCUUAACCCGAUCCUAUACGUUAUUGUAGGAAAGAACUUCCGGAAAAAAGUCAGAGAACUCUUCCAGCAGUGGGGCCACCAGAGGAAAACCUUAACUGACUCCACACGUUCAAACCUGUCCUCCACAUUGAAAACUUCUGUAUAAAAUGCUGUCUGCAAAUUGCUUUUUGCACACAAA
Molecule: messenger RNA, 1135 nt
Organism: Neolamprologus brichardi
Lineage: Eukaryota; Metazoa; Chordata; Actinopteri; Cichliformes; Cichlidae
Product: B2 bradykinin receptor-like
Biological process (GO): immune response; vasoconstriction; calcium-mediated signaling
Cellular component (GO): external side of plasma membrane; membrane
Molecular function (GO): bradykinin receptor activity; C-C chemokine receptor activity; C-C chemokine binding
Source: RefSeq, a predicted model, not a curated record